AUGGCCAAAAACACAUCCCUAUAUUUCCGUAUUGUAGAGGGCAGGAGCCUUCCAGUCAAAGACGUCUCUGGGACCAGUGACCCAUACUGCAUUGUAAAAGUUGACAAUGAAGUUGUGGCCAGGACAGCCACGGUGUGGAAGAACCUCAACCCUUUCUGGGGAGAAGAAUACACACUGCACCUCCCAACGGGGUUCCACUCGCUCUCCUUCUAUGUCAUGGAUGAGGACACCAUUGGCCAUGAUGACAUCAUUGGAAAGAUAUCGCUGAGCAAAGACGCCAUCGGGGCCAAGGUUAAAGGGCUGGAUAACUGGCUGAAUCUGACCCGGGUGGACCCGGAUGAGGAGGUGCAGGGGGAGAUCCAUUUUGGUCUGGAGCUUCUCAAAGAUGCCAAAGGUAUAGGACUACGAUGCCAUUUCAUAGAGGCCAGAGACUUGGCACCAAGAGACAUUUCUGGAACCUCUGAUCCCUUUGCCAGAAUCCUCUUCAAUAACCACAGUGCAGAGACUUCGAUCAUUAAAAAGACACGUUACCCACACUGGGGUGAGACCCUGGAGUUGGAGCUUGAGACAGAGGAGCUGUCUGAGGGAGGGACUGUCACAGUGGAGGUCUGGGACUGGGACAUGGUGGGCAAAAAUGACUUCCUGGGAAAGGUGGAAAUCCCUUUUGCUUGCCUGCACAAGACACCUCUGGUACAGGGUUGGUUUCGUCUGCUGCCCCUGGGAAACAAUGAGGAUGAUGCUGGAGGUAAGCUGGGUGCGCUGCGACUGAAGGUGCGUCUGGUGGAGGACCAUAUUCUUCCCUCCAUGUACUACCAGCCUCUCAUUGACCUGCUGGUGCAGUCAGUCAUCUCUCCUGCUGAGGUGGAGGACGGCAGCCCCCUGACCAUGCUGGAGGAGGUGACCACAGUGGAGAGCCGGCAGGACGUGGCCAUGACCCUGGUCAAGAUCUACCUGGGGCAGGGCCUGGUGGUGCCCUUUCUGGACUACCUCAACACCCGCGAGGUCAACCACACCUUGGAUCCAAACACCCUGUUUCGGUCCAACUCUCUAGCUUCUAAGGCCAUGGAACAGUUCAUGAAGGCCGUGGGGAUGCUGUACCUUCAUGAGGUCCUGAAGCCCAUCAUUAACCGCAUCUUUGAGGAGAAGAAGUACAUUGAGCUGGACCCGUGUAAAAUUGACCUGAACAGAACCAGGCGUAUCUCAUUUAAAGGUGCGUUGUCUGAGGCUGAGGUGAGGGAGAGCAGUGUGGAGAUGCUGCAGGGCUAUCUGUCUAACAUCGUGGAGUCCAUCAUUGGGUCAGUUACCCAGUGUCCACCUGUCAUGAGGGUGGCCUUCAAACAGCUGCACAAGAGGGUGGAGGAGCAGUUCCCUAAGCCAGAGAAUGAGGAUGUGAAGUAUCUGGCCAUCAGUGGGUUUUUCUUCCUCCGUUUCCUUGCCCCUGCUAUCCUCACACCCAAGCUCUUUCACCUGAGGGACCAGCAUGCAGAUACACGCACCAGCAGGACACUGUUACUACUAGCCAAGGCAGUGCAGAGUGUGGGGAACCUGGGUUUGCAGCUGGGCCACGGUAAGGAGCUGUGGAUGGAGCCCUUGCAUCCCAUCAUCCUUUAUAGCGUGGCCUCUGUUAAAGACUUCCUGGACAAGCUCAUCGACAUUGAUAGCGUGUCUGAGGUGCCCCAGAGGGCUGUGUUCUUGCCCUCAGUGACAGUGAAGGAGGGCUAUCUCCAGAAGCACAAGGCCGAAAGCCCCCAGCUCCUGUCCCGCUUUUCCUUCAAGAAGCGAUACUUCUGGCUGAGCAGUGAGACGCUGUCCUACGCCAAGACCCCAGAUCCCUGGCAGGUGCGCUCCUCCAUCCCCAUCCAGUGUGUGUGUGCUGUGGAGAGAGUGGAUGAGAAUGCCUUCCAACAGCAGCAUGUGUUGCAGGUCGUCACCCAGGACAACGAUGGACAGAUGCACACCAUCUAUACCCAGUGCAAGAAUGUGAAUGAGUUGAACCAGUGGCUGUCAGCCAUCAGGAAGGCCAGUAUCUACAACAGGCGCAUGCUGCCCUCCUUCCACCCAGGGGCGUACCGGAGUGGCAAGUGGACCUGCUGCCUACAGGCUGACCGCGCUACUUCAGGUUGCAGUCGCACUCACUCUGCAGUGACUCUGGGCGACUGGAGUGACCCAUUAGAUCCAGACGCAGAGACUCAGACCAUCUACAAACAGCUUCUUCAGGGAAGAGACAAGCUCAGCAUUCAAGUUGCUUCAAAUCUCUCUCUCUCCCCCCCAGAUGGAGCAGAUUGUAGCGUGGAGCUCCUGAAGCACAGGCAGGCUGCAGCGGUUCGGCUACUUGGAGUGGUUCUGGAUCUGGAGCAGGCCCAUGCCACCUUCCAGCGGCAGGAAAGAGAGGAGGCCGGUAGCCUCAUCCUGACCCCCUAG
Molecule: messenger RNA, 2421 nt
Organism: Salvelinus namaycush (lake trout)
Lineage: Eukaryota; Metazoa; Chordata; Actinopteri; Salmoniformes; Salmonidae
Product: rasGAP-activating-like protein 1
Exons: 20
Coding region: 1-2421 (806 amino acids)
Biological process (GO): cellular response to calcium ion; negative regulation of Ras protein signal transduction; regulation of GTPase activity
Molecular function (GO): GTPase activator activity
Source: RefSeq, a predicted model, not a curated record